AUGCAUGUGGUAUGGCAAUGCCAGGCAACAAGAGAUGUAUGGGCAGUAUCCUUUAGAGCUGCUAAAAAAUGGUCCAGUGCAGAAGAUAACUUCCUACUGUUAUGGGAUAUAUUCACGGACAGAUUGUCUUAUGUGGAGCUAGAACUUGCUGCUGUAUUAAUGCGCAUGUUAUGGCUAAGAAGAAAUUCCUUUAUAUUUGAAGAUAAAUUCAAGGACCCUGAGAGCUUGGUUAGAACAGUCAAGGCAACUCUUGAUGACUUUCAAGAUGCUCAAGAAAAUGAAAAGGGUCAAGAAUUUUCAGUGUCAAAUGAGGCAAGAGGGGGUGACAGAGCUAAUCAUAGGUGGAUAAAACCUAUUCAAUGUUUCAUUAAGGCAAAUUGGGAUGCUUCCCUUCGUAAACACAGCUUAGGACUAGGCAUAGUCUUGAGAGAUGAUAAAUGA
Juglans regia (Persian walnut) is the source of this 441-nucleotide messenger RNA. RefSeq lists its product as uncharacterized. The record is from RefSeq and is a predicted model, not a curated record. The transcript has a single exon. NCBI's taxonomy places the organism in Eukaryota, Viridiplantae, Streptophyta, Magnoliopsida, Fagales, Juglandaceae. Bases 1 to 441 code for a protein of 146 amino acids.